This is a messenger RNA of Myxozyma melibiosi, 1805 nucleotides long. RefSeq lists its product as uncharacterized. The transcript has 2 exons. The coding region runs from base 203 to 1558 and encodes 451 amino acids. NCBI's taxonomy places the organism in Eukaryota, Fungi, Ascomycota, Lipomycetes, Lipomycetales, Lipomycetaceae. The record is from RefSeq and is a predicted model, not a curated record.
GCAAAAGAAAAGUUGCCUGGCCACACAGACGCGACCCAGACAGCGGUAUUCUCGAGAAGCGAUGAGCUACCAUAUAUAUCGCACACCACCGCGCUCUCGCUAAUUUCUGAUUGCCACGGCACGUCUCCUUCCAAUCUAUCCUCUACCUUACGACACCUAGCACCACUUCCCCCUUACAUCAAUUCAGCUCGUACAAUUGUCAAUGGAUCUGCUCGCUAUGUCCUCGAACGGUGACGUCUCGUCGUGGGUGUCCUUCGACGAUCAGUCCUCGCCCAUCACUCCCUCAGACGAGUUCCUGUCGCCGUCGUUCUUUGCAUCCUCAGCUGCACUUACUGGCGCUUCUCUCCUCGACGCAUCGACUUCGAUCUUGUGCAAGGAUGAUGACACACUCAACGAUCUCUCAUUCGAUUGGCCGCACAAGUCUGUUAGCUUAUCGGCUGAUUCGGACUUCUCUGGCAUGAACUUGCUCGACAACUCUUUCCAGGCACCUAAGCAGAUUUACAACGAUGUCUGCCCUAGCGUGCAUGAUCUACAGAACAACGCGGCGGCCACAGCGGCUGCUAUCGCCGCUGCUAUCAAUAGCAACAACCUCUCUGCUGCGACUGCGAUUCUCGCCGCGCAGCAGCAGCAAAACCAGCAGCCGCAACAACAACAACGACAACUGCAGCCACAGCAGAUGAACAAGAAGAUGUUCACAAACCUAACGUUCGCGGACAUGACUGGUGCUGAUCUUGACUCUGAUCCCAGCCUGUCGCAGUUCGUGUCAAUGCAGGCGCAGAGACGGAUGCGUCUUUCACCGGAAAUGCAAUCGUUCUCGUCUGCGUCGUCGAUCUCCUCAGCCUCGUCGUCCGAGUUCUCAACUCCGAUGUCCUCGCCUUCCCUCACAUACUACCCCUCCAACAACAACGCCUUCAGCGCUGCUCCUUCAUUAACCUCCCCUGCAUGCUCUCCCAUUCCUCCGGUGUCAUUGAGCGGAAACUCAGACAGCUCAGUGUCGCUGGCGAUGGCUGUUGCUGCUGCUGCCGCUUCCUCGCUCAAGGCCGGCCAGCCCUCUAACGGCGCUGCUCCAGUUCGUCCUCCGCGCGCGCCUCGCAAGCAGAGCGAAUCGCGGAUUCCCCUGCCUGACCUCCAUGCUCGCAUGGGACUCGCACAGGAUCCCGAUGAGGCCCGGUCGCGAGAGCAGCACAUUCUUGGAAUCCUACAAGACCAGGGAUUCCCGCUUGGUGAGCGGACUUGGAUCCGCGACACUGAAGAGAAGGAGAGGCGAAGAAUCAUUGAGGAGAUCUACAAACAGACCUAUGAACUAUACGGCUACGAGCGCAGCUUGCUCGAGGUCAUUGUCCGUCGCGGUGCUUACUACCUGAUGCAAGGAAGACUGAGACGGUUACGGAGAUCGAAGAGACACCACGCGAACGCGAAUGGCACUUCGAGUGAAUCAAGUGUUACUGGUGACUCUGGCUCUGAGGCAACUAACAACAUCGCGGAAGAGGAAGAUCACAGCAGUAGAUCUGGUUCGGAGGAGGCGGAUUUGAAGGAGGAUGAGAUGGAGGAUGAAUGAGUACUACACUUUACACUGUUACUCAAUCAUGAUCAUAUGCGGAGUCAUUUUUGUAUUAAAGGGAAACGGGCUAUAUUACGGGGUGUUUACAUUAUGCUUUCUUGUUUUGGCCAUCUUCAUUUGUGAGUAUUUGUAUUUUUGUUACUAUUUUGGUGUACAGAAUUGGGCUCAGCACUUUUUGGCUUUGUUGUAUUGUUUUUAUCAGUUUAUUUGCCAUAUAAAUAGUAUUGACUUUUUAAAUUGAGAU